Emiliania huxleyi CCMP1516 is the source of this 573-nucleotide messenger RNA. RefSeq names its product ribosomal RNA large subunit methyltransferase. The record is from RefSeq and is a predicted model, not a curated record. NCBI's taxonomy places the organism in Eukaryota, Haptophyta, Isochrysidales, Noelaerhabdaceae. The transcript has a single exon. The annotation marks the transcript as partial. Gene Ontology annotation, biological process: RNA methylation. Gene Ontology annotation, molecular function: rRNA (uridine-2'-O-ribose)-methyltransferase activity.
UGGCGGCAGCGCCAGCAGCGCGACCCUUACGUGCGCGAGGCGGCGCGGCUCGGCUACCGCUCACGCGCGGCCUUCAAGCUGCUCGAGAUGGACGCCAAGAAGCGGCUGCUGCGAGAGGGCGGCGUGGCGCUGGACCUCGGCGCGGCGCCGGGCUCGUGGACGCAGGUGGUGCUGCGGCAUCGCAUGGCGGUCGUGGCACUCGACGAGCUGCCGAUGGAGCCGCUCGAGGGCUGCACGGUCGUGCGCGGCUCGGUCGGGUGCUCCGCGGCGCAGGCUGCUGUGCUCGGCCGGCUCGGAGGCUUGCCCGUCGACCUCGUCCUCUCCGACAUCUCGCCAGCGCGCUCGGGCCUUCUGUUUUGCGACCACGCGAGGCUAGUCUCGAUCCUGGUCGACGUGCUGGCGCUCGCGCGCCGCGUGCUGCGGCCGGGCGGCGCCGUGCUCGCCAAGGCGCUGCAGGGGGCGGACCACCACGCGCUGGUCAAGGCGGCGCGGCGCUUCGGCAAGGUGUCGACGCUCAAGCCCAAGGCCUCGCGCCGCGAGUCGGCCGAGGUCUACCUGUGCGUUCGCGAUUUU